AAAAAAAAAAAAAAAAGGUGCUCUCUUCUUCUUCUUCUUCUUCUUCUUCUUCUUCUGUUCUUUCUCUCAUGGAAAAUCCACGCACUGUCGAGGAAGUUUUCAGAGAUUUCAGGGGCCGUCGUGCUGCUCUGAUCAAGGCCCUCACUAAAGAUGUUGAUCGUUUUUUCAAGGAAUGUGAUCCUGAGAAGGAAAAUCUUUGCCUCUAUGGUUAUCCCCAUGAGAACUGGGAAGUUACUUUGCCUGCUGAAGAGGUUCCGCCUGAGCUUCCUGAACCUGCUCUAGGUAUAAACUUUGCAAGGGACGGGAUGCAAGAGAAGGACUGGCUGUCCCUUGUUGCUGUGCAUAGUGAUGCGUGGUUGCUAUCUGUUGCUUUCUAUUUUGGAGCCAGAUUUGGAUUUGACAGAGCUGACAGGAGACGACUUUUUGGUAUGAUUAAUGACCUCCCGACUUUAUUUGAAGUUGUAACUGGAACUGCCAAGAAGCAAAUGAAAGAGAAGUCAUCUGUCUCAAACCAUAGCAGUAACAAGUCCAAGUCAAACUCCAAGAGCAAGUACUCCAAAGUUGAAGAGAAGGACGAGGAUGAAGGGGUAGGAGAAGGAGAGGAGGAGGAUGAGCAUGGGGAAACCUUGUGUGGAGCAUGUGGGGAGCACUAUGCUGCCGAUGAAUUCUGGAUCUGUUGCGACGCAUGCGAGAGGUGGUUCCAUGGAAAGUGUGUGAAGAUCACUCCAGCUAGGGCUGAACAUAUCAAGCAGUACAAAUGCCCGUCCUGCGGCAACAAAAGGGGGCGUGUUUGAGUGGAAGCCAUUUAGGAUUUAAGGAUUAAGAUCCAGUGUUUGUCCCCAUUUUAGGCUGUUGUAGCUAUCAAUUUAGGUGGCUGGUAAUUCUCCCUGCUGAACAGCACUGUAACUGCUGUGUCAUGAUAUAACUUCAAACACCUGUUUCUCUAAACUUAUUUAUCAAACAUCGUUUCAUGUGAUUAGAACUUUAUCAUGUAGAAAUCUAUGUUGUUGGGCAGUUCUCUGUUCUUUGCUUUUCUAAGAUGUGAAUGGGUUUUAGAUGGGUGAUUUGGGCCCCUUUGGCAAUGAAUUUAGAGCAAGUCUGCCAGAAUAAUAUUGAAC
Messenger RNA from Oldenlandia corymbosa var. corymbosa, 1118 nucleotides. The record is from the annotation of a GenBank genome assembly. NCBI's taxonomy places the organism in Eukaryota, Viridiplantae, Streptophyta, Magnoliopsida, Gentianales, Rubiaceae.